UUGGAUUUUCUCCUAUCAAUAAAAACCUCCUUUUCUCUGCAUGCUUCUUCUUAACCUCCCAACAACAACAACCCUCUCUCACUUCCUCUUUCUUCUCUCAAUCAUGCAACACUAAACCCUCAACGAAAAGAGAAGCGGAAGCAGAAGAAGAAGAAAGAUGAAGAGAAUGGAUUCGAAAAGCGAUAACGGAAGAGAGUUUUCUAGCGACGACGACGCAUCUCCGAGAUGUGUAAUGGAAGCUCCUGUUUCUGAAACAGAAUCCGACUCCACCACUACCAGCAGCAGCAGCAGCAGCUCCUUCUCCCCGGAGAAGCUUCCGCUUCCGCCACCGCCAGCGGUGGCAGCGGCGGCGCUGAGAAAAACAAAUUCGAAGGAGAGCAACUUGCAGCAGUGGAAGACAAUGAUCGACGUGUUCAAGUUCAAGAGCGUUAAGAAAUUGACGACGAUUCCUCUGCUCUCUGCGGGGAACGAAAUCACGAGGAAGGGUUUUGCUAAGAAACUGGCUCGGAUUCGAAGCGCCGAAGAUAGCAUCGACAUAGGUGUUAUUCCGACGAAGCCUUCUUGGAGGAACUUCGAUUACGCGGAACUCGCAGCUGCAACUAACGAUUUCAACUCAGAGAACCUGGUUGGUAAAGGUGGCCAUGCAGAAGUGUACAAAGGGCACCUACCUGAUGGGAAAGUUAUAGCAGUCAAGAGACUAAUGAAGAAUGCCAAGGAUGCUGGGGACAGAGCUGGUGAUUUCUUGACAGAACUUGGGAUCAUUGCACACAUAAACCACCCAAAUGCAACACGCCUUGUUGGGUUUGGGAUUGAACGCGGUCACUACUUUGUACUAGAAUAUGCUCCACAUGGCAGCCUUUCUUCGUUGCUCUUUGGUUCUGAAUGCUUGGAGUGGAAGACAAGGUUCAAGGUCUCCAUUGGAGUGGCAGAAGGGUUGCAGUAUCUGCAUCAAGAUUGUCCUAGAAGAAUCAUUCAUAGGGAUAUCAAAGCCUCUAACAUACUACUCAAUGAAAAUUAUGAAGCUGAGAUUUCAGAUUUUGGAUUGGCAAAGUGGCUUCCAACUAAUUGGGCUCACCACGUUGUCUUCCCAAUAGAAGGCACAUUUGGGUAUUUGGCUCCAGAGUACUUCAUGCAUGGAGUUGUGGAUGAGAAGACUGAUGUAUUUGCAUUUGGGGUUUUGUUACUGGAGAUCAUAACUGGUCGUCGUGCUGUCGAUUCAGAUAGUAGGCAAAGCCUUGUGAUCUGGGCUAAGCCACUGCUGGAUACAAUGAAUGUGACGGAAAUAGCAGACCCCAGAUUAGAAGGGGAAUAUGAUCCUAUUGAAAUGAAGCAUGCCAUGGUAACAGCUUCCUUGUGUGUCCACCAGAUAUCCUCCAAGAGACCAUUCAUGAAUCAGGUUGUACCCUUACUCAAGGGUGAAGUAGCAGCUAUUGAACUCAAACAAAACUCACCAGCAACAAGAUCACUCUUGUUAGAGGCAUGUGACCUUGAGGACUAUACUUGCUCUAGUUACCUGAAGGAUCUCAACCGCCAUAGGGAGUUAAUCAAUGAGUGAUGCUUGAUUUGUUGUUUUAAUCUCCACAUAUAAAUGUUAAUGAAGGCUAUGUAUGGAAUGGCCAUUUUAGCAGUGUGUACAGCUGAAUCCAAAAUGCACGAGCUUGUGUUUUUCUUCAAGCUUUUAGUAGGAUUGUAAUUUGGCAUGGAAUUGUAGUCAGAAGAUAACCCAAGCAACCAUGGUUUCGGCUUUUGUGAGCACUAUGUUCAUGCACAGGAGUGUUUGUAA
Messenger RNA from Arachis stenosperma, 1783 nucleotides. Its product is annotated as receptor-like cytosolic serine/threonine-protein kinase RBK1. Gene Ontology annotation, biological process: protein phosphorylation. The transcript has 8 exons. The record is from RefSeq and is a predicted model, not a curated record. Gene Ontology annotation, molecular function: protein kinase activity; ATP binding. Bases 158 to 1555 code for a protein of 465 amino acids. Lineage: Eukaryota; Viridiplantae; Streptophyta; Magnoliopsida; Fabales; Fabaceae.